AUGGGAAAAACGCAAAUACGGGAAAAACGCAAAUACGGGAAAAACGCAAAUACGGGAAAAACGCAAAUACGGGAAAAACGCAAAUACGGGAAAAACGCAAAUACGGGAAAAACGCAAAUAUGGGAAAAAAGCAAAUAUGGGAAAAACGCAAAUAUGGGAAAAACGCAAAUACGGGAAAAACGCAAAUACAGGAAAAACGCAAAUAAGGGAAAAACGCAAAUAUGGGAAAAACGCAAAUACGGGAAAAACGCAGAUACGGGAAAAACGCAGAUACGGGAAGAACGCAAAUACGGGAAGAACGCAAAUACGGGAAAAACGCAAAUACGGGAAAAACGCAAAUAUGGGAAAAACGCAAAUACGGGAAAAACGCAAAUACGGGAAAAACGCAAUUACGGGAAAAACGCAAAUAUGGGAAAAACGCAAAUAUGGGAAAAACGCAAAUAUGGGAAAAACGCAAAUAUGGGAAAAACGCUAAUAUGGGAAAAACGCAAAUAUGGGAAAAACGCAAAUGUAGCGAAAGGGAAAUUUGUGGCACAAAUUGAGAAAAACGCAAAUACGGGAAAAACGCAAAUACGGGAAAAACGCAAAAACGGGAAAAACGCAAAAACGGGAAAAACGCAAAUACGGGAAAAACGCAAAUACGGGAAAAACGCAAAUACGGGAAAAACGCAAAUAUGGGAAAAACGCAAAUAUGGGAAAAACGCAAAUAGGGGAAAAACGCAAAUAUGGGAAAAACGCAAAUAUCGGAAAAACGCAAAUAUGGGAAAAACGCAAAUGUAG
Molecule: messenger RNA, 780 nt
Organism: Schistocerca nitens (vagrant locust)
Lineage: Eukaryota; Metazoa; Arthropoda; Insecta; Orthoptera; Acrididae
Exons: 2
Coding region: 1-780 (259 amino acids)
Source: RefSeq, a predicted model, not a curated record